Molecule: messenger RNA, 2737 nt
Organism: Rhizophagus irregularis DAOM 181602=DAOM 197198
Lineage: Eukaryota; Fungi; Glomeromycota; Glomeromycetes; Glomerales; Glomeraceae
Source: RefSeq, a predicted model, not a curated record
UUUUUUUUUAAAAAAAAAACAUGCAAGAUAAAGCAGAGUUUAAUAAUACUUCAUUACAUCCUAUAAAUAAUAUUAUUCCUACCUCAGAAAAUUUAGUCAACCUACCGCUUCCGAGUAAAAAUCAACAACUUGGAAAAAAAAUCGUUAAAACAUUAUUGAUUGAAAGUGAAAAUGUCGUAUCGAGCACUCAAUUCAAUGCUCGUCCUAAAAAUGACGAUAAUGGUGAUAUGACAAUUACGACAACUUCGAAAGACCUAAAUGAUGAUUCUGAUAAAUCAAAUCCAACAGGUUUAAGACGUGUGAUUACAGUCGUUAAUUAUGAGAAUCGACAGGCUUCAGUUAAUGUAGGAGAAUUUGAGAGUAAACUUCUUGGUUCUCCUAAUACUGGAUCAAUAGAACAAAUGACAUGCGCGUCCAUGUUUGGAAAACAAUAUUUAUUAAUUGGAAAUGAGAAUGGAUUAAGUGUGAUCGAUUUUUCCGUUAAUUCUGAAUUAAUUAAACCUAAACUAUUAAUUCGAGGAUGUUCUUUUAGAAAAAUUCAGAUUUUAGAUGAAUAUGGAAUCAUGAUUGCAAUUGCUGGAAAAAAACAAAUGAUUCGAAUUUAUCAAUUAGAUUCUUUAUUACAUUUAAUUAAAUUUAUGUUACAAUCGAAAUCAGAUAGACCCGUAGAUUUUUCAAAGACACCCAACUUUUUGAAAAAAAUUACUGAUUCACUACAAAGAUGUGAUGUUUGUGGAAAUCCAUUAGAGGAAAAUAUUAAUUCAGAAGGGCAAAAAAGCGGAAAGACAAUAUGUAAAAAUUGUAAAGAGCUCAAACGAAGAUCAGCCACAAGUAUUAUUUCUACAAGUUCAGAAUCUAAUUCUUCAACAUCAGGGAAUUCGUUAUUUCCAGGAAAAUUACAUCAACGUACUUUAUCAAAUUUUACGUCACAAUUAACGGAUUAUAUUCAGCAACAUCUUUCAAAUUCUUUAGAUAGUGUUGAUAUUAGCGCGGAAGAAAAAAUAAAUGCAUGGAAUUGGGCCACUGAUUAUGUUAAAUUGGACGCCGCUAAAGAUUGUACUACUUUUGAUGUAAAAGAGACGAAAAGUUAUAUUUAUUUAACGGUUGUAACGCUACAUAAUAUGGUUCAUCUAUUUCAUUGUGAGGUUAGCGCAAAAAAUACUCCAGAUUUUAAAUUUGAAUUGGCUAAAACUUUUUGGGUUCCAGAAACUCCAGAUUUUAUUAGUGUAGCAAGAGAUCCUUUUGUAAUUAACAAGAUAUUUACUUGUAUGAAUGGUAAAGCGGCAUCUAUCGACGCUCACUCAAGUGUAGUGACGGAGAUCACCAUGCCAAAAGUUCUUGUUCCUAGAUAUGUUGAAAAUCCAGUUUGGCGAAGUUUUACUCCUCUUCCACAUACAUGUUCAUUAGAAUUUCUUAUUGAAGAUCCCGUGGAAUUUGAUACGCAAAUUUCCGUUAUCCCUUUAUCACUGAAUUUUGAUGCUCCACCUCUUCCUAAUUCAUACCUUCCUAAGUCACCACCUACAUCACCGACAGCAUCGAUACCUCCAGAUUUAACAAAUCAUGCAAAGUUUGUUAACGAAUUAAGAAGUAAUCCAUUAAGAAGAUCAACAUUCAGGAAUCGUAAAAGUAUUUCUUCUUCUAAUGACCUUCAAUCAAGUGGUACAAAUUCUUACAAAAAAUCACGUAGAAAAUCAAUUGUGACAGAUGAUACUAUAAAUUCAGUAAAUUCUCCAUUAGGUUCUGUAGCUUCUAUGGUGUCUCAACAGGAAGAUGGACAAGAACAAUUAAUAAAUAAUGAAUUUAUUUCGCCACCAAUUUCACCCACUUAUACUAAUUUAUCUAGUAUUUUGGCACAUCGCGAAAUUGUACCAAUUAUGCAACAAUUACCACCAAUGAUGGCUCAAUUAGAUUAUGUCUCAUUUCCUGCUUCUCAUGCUUCGUAUGCUUCUCAUGCAUCUGAAUCUUCUGGAUCUCCCGGAUCUCCUGGAUCUUCUGGAUCUGAAUCAUCAUCACAAUUCUUUCACCUUCACAACCCCUACAAUCCCCAAAAUAAUAAGAUAAACCCAACUUCUUCAGAAAACAAACAAAAAACCCCAAUAGAAGUACCAUCCCCAUCAAAUCUGUUUCUUGCGACUAUCUGUAAUGUUUCUCAUUUAGUAAAUAACAAAGGUGAACCGUAUAAAUACAAUCGUCCGAUACGAUGGUCCUUACCUCCAAAUGAAAUUUCAUUAUUACCUAGUUUCAAUGAUAUUUACAUAGUAGGAUUUCAAAACACUAUUAUUGAACUAGCUUCAAUGAAAUCUGGCAAAGUUAUAAAAAAGAUUACAAGUGGUUGCCCCGUUAAGUUUUUAGGUGAGUCAUGGAUAAAGAAAAAUUUUAAUAAUAAGAUGGGGAAAGACAUUAGAGAAAAAGAUAAAAAAGAAUUUGACAGUGGAAUGAAGAGGAAUAUUUUUUGGUCGUGUGAAUUAGGUGAAGAAUAUUAUUUUUAUCGUGGUAGAAUUCAUAAUACGUAGGAAUAUAUAAUUUUUGUAAAAUAUUUUAAAAGCAUAUUAUAUACUUUAUAUAGUUGAUAUACAUAUAUAUAUAUAUAUAUAUAUAUUCACCAAAAAAAAAAAAUUUUUUUUUUCAUUAUCAAUCAAAUUUUGUGUCUUUUUGUAUUAUAUGUUACACAUCAUACAUCAUCUUCAAUAAAUAAAUAUAUUUCGUUAUUUAAGUUGGUAAUUAUGACAAAAAUCAC